Linum tenue is the source of this 654-nucleotide messenger RNA. The record is from the annotation of a GenBank genome assembly. Lineage: Eukaryota; Viridiplantae; Streptophyta; Magnoliopsida; Malpighiales; Linaceae.
CUGUUGAAAGAAGAAGCAGAGGAUCCUGAUAUCCAGUGGAGGCAUGGCGGCCCCCCCAUUUUCGACACCGUCAACAAGCUCUUCGAACAAGGCCGCACCAAUGCCUGGGCAGAAGGGUCGCUGGAAGAGGCGGUCCAGAAUGCUGUCAAGACAUGGGAAAUGGAGCUCUCUCACAAGACUCGCUUGCUCGAGUUACGAAACGUCUCACGACGCGUUUCGAUCGGCCUUCCCACGAGGGUUUGCGUGGGAGGGGAGAUGGUGCAGUUCUUCGGCAUUGGCGUCAUGAAGGUUGAUGAAUCAAUGAGGGCAGAAGAUGUGGAGAUCUACUUUGACCCACCACAGUUGUUUGGAGGCCUACUCAAAGGUGCUGCUACUGAUCAAUCUGAUCCCCAAGUUGAUCAGUCACUAGAUGAGAAUCGUGAGCAGAAGAAGUCCCAUGGAGUUUCUUCAACCUCUGGCCAUCUUUCGUUGGGAGUUGGCAGAGAUGAAUCGAUGGCGGAGGGCGGCCGGGGGGUGGGUGGGUUUGGAAUGGCGGUGGAAGAGGGAGCCUGGGAGGAGGGGCGGAGAUGGGAGGAAGUUGAGGGGGUGGGUGGAAUGGUCGUGGAAGAGGGAGGAGGGGUGGAGGUGGGUGGAAUGGCAGUGGAAGAGGGAUGA